Messenger RNA from Protomyces lactucae-debilis, 552 nucleotides. Its product is annotated as CWC16 protein. Gene Ontology annotation, cellular component: U2-type catalytic step 1 spliceosome. Gene Ontology annotation, biological process: mRNA splicing, via spliceosome. The record is from RefSeq and is a predicted model, not a curated record. NCBI's taxonomy places the organism in Eukaryota, Fungi, Ascomycota, Taphrinomycetes, Taphrinales, Protomycetaceae. The transcript has a single exon. The annotation marks the transcript as partial.
AUGGCAGAGCGCAAGGUCAUCAGCAAGUACUUCCCGCCAGACUAUGACCCCACGCAAGUCACCAAGACCCGCAAAGGCAGAGGGAGCGGCAUCAGUGGUGGUGGCGGCAGCAUCAAUGGCAAGCAAACAGUGCGACUCAUGACGCCCUUCUCCAUGCGCUGCACAACCUGCGGAGAAUUCAUCUACAAGGGCAAGAAAUUCAAUGCGCGAAAGGAAGAGACAGGCGAACGCUACUUCACCGUCAAGAUCUUUCGCUUCCAUAUUCGCUGUACGCGUUGCUCGAAUCCCAUCACCUUCAAGACGGACCCGAAGAAUGCCGACUUCACGGCAGAGUCGGGCGCUACGCGCAAUGUGGAACCUUGGCGGGCGCCGAAAGCGGCAGAGGGUGAUGAUGAGACGGAGCUGGAUAAGCUGGCAGAGGAAGAAGAGGCAACGGCCAUGGAGCAGCUUGAAGUCAAGACUGUCGAUGCCCGUCGCGAGAUGGAGAUUGCAGAUGCGCUCGAUGAGAUUCGUGUGCGUAAUGCAAAAGCAGGGAGGAUGGAUCCAGAUGUC